AUGGAUAAAAAAAGAAAAUCAAUCAAAGGAAAUACGGAGUCAUCGGCCGAAGAUCAAUCUCAGACUGUGCAGGUGGACUCUUUAAAAAAUACCAAACCGUCCGGUAAAUUGUGCUUGCAUGUGUCUUGCCAGAGAACAGUUUAUGCUUAUUGCUCUUGUCCUUAAGAAAUCCCGCGCAGAUCUGCACAAAGGACUAGUUCAUGUGCCAAAAAGUUUAGAUUCUUUUAUAUAUAUCGACCAUACAGAAGAAAAUGCAAAUGAUUGUAUUUUGUUUAUUAUGCUUUUAUGAAUACACCAUACAAAUAAACUGACUUACUGUACCAUCAAAUGUACGAAAGUAACACAAUUUGGUGCAAAAGAAAUGUGCACUAUACAGAAGGCGGGCUAAAUAAUGAAAUGUCAGCUAAGAUUCCAAAAUGCGUUUUCGUUUCGAAAAGAUUAAUUAAGUAGGGUUGUAAAACUAGUCAGCCUGCAACAUAAUUAUAUAAUAUUUCAAUUACCUUAAAAUGCCGGCUCUUGAAUGAACUUCCUCCCGGUUGCAUGUAAAAACUACACUCUGUAAAAAUGACCACUUACGGAGCAUGAAUUUUUCUUAGUGAUUUUCGAUGUCCCUAACAGUACAACUAUAUUUAGUAGUAAACAUGCGUGAAUAUAUUUAUUCUUUCGCUCAUUUCGUAGACAAUUGCAUCCUCUUCUAAUGGUAUGCUCGAAAAAGAGCCAUAAUUCGGAUUUUCAAAAGUUUCCAAUUGCGAGACUUUUAAAUACCGUGAAAUGGUCGUUCAUGAAUCGUCACAUCUCCGCAUUUACCAAAAUGACUUGUAAAGUUAACAAUAUGGAUCAGAUCCACUGCUAAAUUUUAUGAACCCUAUAUGAUCUCCCUUGAGUACGGUAGGCAAGUACGGGGUUUUUCUUGCGCGGAAAAUAUACGGCUUGUACUUUGGAAACCCUGAAUCAAAGUGUGACGGUAGAGCGGGUUCAAAAUUACUCGGGAAAUGGAAAACCUUUUUAAACAUCAAUGAUGUCCCUUCUUUGAGCAUACAAUUAGAAGAAGGUGUACUUAUCUACCAUAUGAGCAAAAUAAUAGAUAUAUUAAUGCAUGUUUACUAUGAAAUAUAAUUGCACUUUUAGAGGCAUUGGAAAUCAUUGAGAAAAAUCCAUGCCACGUAAGUAGUCAUUUUUACAAAGUGUAGUUUUUUCAUGCAGCCCGGAGGAGGUUCAUUCAAGAGCCGGCAUCCUAAAGUAAUUGAAAUAUUAUAGAAUUAUGUUGCAGGCUGACUAGUUUUACAACCCUACCUAAUUAAUCUUUUCGAAACGAACACGCAUUUUGGAAUUUCGGUUGACAUUUCAUGGAUUAGCCUACCUAAUGUAUUUUACUCGAAUCACGUAUUACGGCAUGUAGUUAUUGAUAAAGAUGGGCAACAGAUAUUUUUCUUUAUGAGAUAUUGCGUUUGGAAAAGUAUUUAAAAAAGUGAUUUUAACGAUGUAACUGCAGACAUUAUAGUAGUUCCCGUAUAGUAUUAUUUCUGUUAUUUACUGGAUACUUUCACGAAAAUGGCUCACUUUUUACUAUCAUCUACCGUUCAUAUCAGACAAACCAUGGCCUCAAAAUGAGGACUCAGUGCACUACGCAGAGCUUGUCCACGAGCCAACAUACGUGCCAAGGCAGCUACUGAAUCCCCUUGUGAGGAAGUAAGCACUUAUUAGCGUUUUCUAAAUGAUAAUUCAGGAUUUAUUGAAUGCAAGGAUUUUACUAGUUCUGUAAUCUGCCAAUGGGUUCUUGUAAGAUUUCGGACAGUCUUGUUGUUUUCGAUAGAAAGAGCAUGACCUUCCUGGUCAAUCAACCGCUUUAAUUAAUUACAUAUUAGGGUUUUCGACGGUUGGGAGUGUAUUUUAAGUAAUAAUUUCAGCCAGACGUCCCCUAGACUACAAAAGACACAAACGUUUGAUUGUAUUUAACUUAUUGAUGUCUUUGACCAACGUGUUGGAUUUUGAGACGCAGUCUUUUAGGAUUACUUAUGGUUACAUGAAAAUUGAAAAAAUUGUAGUUCGUUUGUUUUUCGGUAUACUAAAUUCAAUAAAUGGUCUUGAGUUGUAAAAUCAUUACCUGAAAAUAAGAAAACAUAUAUUUCAGACGCUUGCCGCUAGAUUUUGGACCUUUUCGAAUUAUUUUUCUGUUGUCUGCAGGUUAAUUACUAUACCUCUGCAAUGGACUCUGCAGUGUUUUGGGCCAUUUUGACUUGGAAAAUAUAGCUGUUGACGUUUGUUACAACGAGAAUAGCUUUUAGACAAUUUCUUCCUUGAUAUUCUACCUAGAUCUACAGUACCGAAAUGAUAACGUUGUUCUGGGUGAAGCAAGCAACUUUCAAAGAUGACAACCUUUUUCCUAUCGUUAAUGUUACCAUUUAGAUCAAAAUUACUGCAUUCUAAAAGACAUUUUUCCGCUGCUUUGCGUAUUGUAUUUACAUUUCUGAAGGCUAAGGGGAUAUCUGUGAUAUACAUUAUUCCACAACCGGUCGAGGUUUUCUUUAAAGGCCACUCGUCCAUUUAACCUAUUAUGUAAAUGUAUAUGAUACCAAUGAUACCUAAAUUUACUGUAUUCUCAGUCGCCUAAACUAAUUGAAUUUGCCGCAAUAGUAAAGUAUUUUCAAUUUUUCGGCAUAAUGAUCGGGACUCACCUAGAUUAGUUCCCUAGAUGUGAUUCACAUCAAGCAUUUCAGGUUCCAAAUUUACACAUUGACUAAUAUUGUCUUUAAUUUGAUUUAAUAAACAGCGGCUUGCUAAGCGAAUUAUAAGCCAGCACUAUUUGUGGCGGCUAUUCGUGGAUAUACAUAGCAAAGCUUUUGCACACAUCCAAUUUCAUGUUUGCUUUAUGUUGAAGAUAAAAUAAACGCAUUUUAAGUAUACCGUGAGCUAUAUCUGACGCCUAAAUUUGCUUCAGGUAUCUAGUUUAUUAAAUAUCACUAAAAGUCAACUUGAUAAACUUUAGGCUUCCUCUUUAUAGGCAGUCCUAGAGACGUCUAUAUUGAAGAGCUAGAUGCGUUGUUCCAUAAUUAACUUUCAUUUUAAUGUGUCUAAAACCGCCUGUAGCAUUAUCAAACCGAUAGCAUAACCCCUCUUUUAGAUUUCAAACAUUUUUUAAGUUGUUUGAUGCAAUUAAAUGUUCGAGUUCAUAGCUAUUUAUCAUGGCAAAACGCAGAUCAGUUUCGUGUAAAAUCAGAACAUCCAUUUAUAAAGAUGGCCAAAUUUGGUGUUUGUUUUGUUUGAUUCAUAGUGUUUUAUUUUCAAAGGUUUUUAAUCUCGUAUUUAUCAAGUCGUAGUUGCUCACGUACCGUGACAGUUAGCGAUAAGUUAUCAAGACAGUUUUACAGAGGUUGCUUACUAAAAGUGGUCUAUUAAAUCUAGGCUUUUCCAAUGAAACGUCCUCAUAUCUGACGCGGUAUAUAAAAGUUACUUUCCACAUAAAUCUUCAACCUCCGAAGCCUGGCCUGUGAACUAAACCGAAUCUUGCCCACGAAAAAAAUCAUAAAAUAGAAUUAGCUCCGUUUUGCGAAGAUUUCGUAGAAAGGUACUUUCUUAGCAAAUGGUUUUCCGUCAGUUUCUUUCGUUUGGAUGUCAAUCAUGCAAAGAGACAAUAUUUUUUGGCGAAGUGCUGACUAGCCGCCCCGCUCAAAUUAUCAAGUUCGCCUAAGAAGAAUUUCGAAAAUGCAAAUUGGCAUGAAAUAGCGGCCUAGAAAUCAUAAGUGGGAAUGUUGCGACUAAUCUAGUAAACUUCUGUGAAGUAUCAUUUGGAGCCUCGUUAACAGGCGAGAUGCCUUACGAUUUUGCAUGAUGACUUACAGAAACGUUUUCCGACACUUUAUUUCUAAACGUCUAAUUAAAAACAGUUAGGCAGUUGGAGUCUGAAGUCUGGUGAAAUAUAAAAUAUGCAGAAAUAGCCUGUCUUCACUGCAUCAGAGAGCAGAACGUUUUCUAACUCCUGAAAGGUUGCUAGGAAGCAUUUUGAUUAAAAAUUGCGGAGGUAGUUCGGUGUUUUCAAUCUACUUUGCUCUUAUACUCAAAAACGUUCAGUCAUAUCCCUCUGGUUUAGCAAAAGAGAAAUUACGUUGCAGCCUUUUCAAUUCCUUGGAUCCUACCUACAUUUGCAUAAUGAAAAUCAAAAACAACGUAAACUGAGCGUUUAUACUGGCAAAUUUCUUGCCUCUGUCCACAUUGUCAUCGGGUUUACAUGCUUAAAAAUAUGUCCUAUUUAGGCUGUUCUCGAGAUUUUGCAAUUUUUCGUGCACUUUAUUGCAAAAUUUGACGCUCUCAGUACCCCAUAUGUAGGGUUAUUGAUUUCUCAACAAGUGCGCAUCUUGCGUCCAACGUUUUUUCCCUACUUACUCCUCCCCUCGUUUUGUGCUCCUCUAAAACGCAGUUCUAUCGGCCAACGAAGUGCCAGCAGCAGUCCCAAGCUCUACGUGCCCCUCAAACCUGCCGAUCGGCUCUAUUUGCGGUGUACCAUCCUGGGUCAUCCCGUAUUGGCUAUCGUAAACACCUCCUGCAGUCGGACUCUUAUGAGUCUGGCAUGUGCUCGAAGAUGUAACCUGGAGGACUCAAUUGACAGGAGUUUAAAGGCUUCACUACGAGGCUCUGAAGACGAGUACGCUCUGGGACAGAUACAUGCCUGCAAUUUAAACAUUCGACAAACUCUUUUAAGUGUAAGUUUUCCACCAUAAGCCUUAACAUGCCAAUGUCGUGGUAAUGAUAAUAAUAAUAAUAAUAAUAAUAAUAAUAAUAAUGACGACGACGACGACGACGACCAUCACAAUCUUGCACGAGUGCCGAAAUCCAUGUGAAUUGGACCGUUCUGCACCACAUUUGUCAUAAUCUUCCCCCUUACAUAUCUCUCACGUCCUAAUGGCAGGACUUUGAAUAGGAACUUUGGCGUCUCAGCCUACCAGCCGUUGGUGACCAUAAAGGCCACGCAAUCCAAAUGUAACAACGGCUAACUGGCGCAUCACGUCCACCACUCUCAAGAAUGGUCAAUUGUUCCUCACUUACACAGUAUGUGCCAAACUCAUUAUUCCUAUACCCACUUCAUUCCGAUUAUAGUUCUGAGGAAUUACCGAUUGACACGGACGCAGUGGCAUACAGUAGAUGUGCUAACUCAUGAAAUGUCAACCAAAAUUUCGAAAUGCGUUCUCGUUUCGAAAAAGAUAAAUUAAGUAGUGCUGUAAAACUAAUUAUGAUGCAGCAUAAAUCUAUAAUGAUUCAGUUACCUCAGGGUGUCGGCUUUCGAAAGAACUUAUUUUCGGCUGCAUGCAAGAUCUAUACUCUGCAAAAAAUGACUACUUAUUUAGCAUGCAAUUUUCUCAUUGAUUUUCGAUGCCCUUGAAAAUUCAAUUAUAUUUCAUGGAAAACAGGCAUAAAAAUAUUCAUUCUUUCACUUAUUCGGUAGAAAAUCACGUCUUCUUCCAAUUUCAUACUCAAAAGAAGAGUAUACUUCGGUUUUAAAAAACGUUUCUAAUUCCCGAAUAAUUUUGAACCCGACCCGCUGUUACACUUGCAUUCAGGGUUUCAAAACUGCAAGGUGUGUAUUUUCCGUGUACGGAAAACCAUGCAUUUUUCUACGGUGUUAAGAUGAGACCAUAUGAGGUUCAUAAAAUUAAGCAAUGGAUUUGAGCAAUAUUGUUAACUUUACAAGCCACAUUCGUAAAUGCAGAUACAUGACGUUUCAUGAACGGCCAUUUAAAGGUAUUAAAAAAUCUCACAAUUAGAAAAGUUUUUUAAAACCGAAUUAUACUCUUCUUUUCUUUUUUGGUCACUAUUUGUACGUAUAUGGUCAAGUAGGCUCAUGUAUUGUGCGAAUGUGUGUGUGUGUGCACUGACGCACGGGAAAUCUGGGCAGUGCCGCUUCAGCGGUCACUGUCAUAAAUGCGCAUAUGAAUACUGUGACUUACGCGUACGUUGGAAACGUGGGCAGAUAAGCCGGACGUGACGUCUGUCGGUUAGGCCUCCUGGAACGAGUUCUCAAGAGACGGCAGGAUAAGCUAACAGGUGGUCGAUCGGAUAGAUAUGGGAUUUGGAUGAGUGUUUACAAAUUGGAUAUGUCUCUACCAUGCCGCGUUGCUGAUAGUUGUUGCCUAUGAUCUGGCGUGGUUCCAGUUGCCCUGACCACGAUUGUGUCUGCGUGGGGGAAGGUGGGACCGGAUUUUAACUUUAUCGGCUGAAAAGGUGAAGGGUGCAUCAAAUACAGGUGACCUUUCCAUGAUCGCAUUUGAAAAGCCCGAGGCGUGUUUCUCGUCGUUUUGGACUACAGGGGUUUAGCCUUAUUGGGGGGACUCCAGAGGGGAUCAUACUGGUGAAUGUGGACCAGUAAUAAUGACUUAGAAUUGAUAACAGUUUGGGCCCUAAGCGUCAGUUGACGGUGUUACCAUUUUGACAGGAUCUGGCCAUUAGCGCCAAUGGUUCACCAUAUUACCCUCUAUCAUGCAUGCUGCUUCGUCUUGGCCUCUCAUAUUCGAUUACUCCUGUGAAUCAGUUAUUACCGAAGGCAGACCAUGUGCUGUCAGCUUGACGCUCUUUCCACCCUUCCACAAUAAAACUUCAGAAUGGUUGGGACAUGCUGAAAGAGAGACUAAUAACAGACAAGGUAAACAAGUAAACAACCUUUCCCAACCGUAUAAGAGUCUCCACUGGCGUUAAUUGGGCUUUAUCCCACCAAUACAGACAUUUUGCCCACUUCGGGUAUGAUCCUGGUUCCCACAACGGGUUCCGCUGCAGAUGCUUAAGCUAGACCGGAUCACGGCAGGCAUUAACUGGGUUGUGCUUAGUCCACGCGAGCCUAUAACUACUGUCAUACGUGCGAGUCUGACUUGUGUAGUUACAAGGACAGUUUUGGCCCGGAAUGCAAUACACUGCUCCAGAUUGUUCCUUGGAAUUGAAUCGGUCCUUAAUUUUCAUGGCCUUGCUGCUCACGGUGGCUUUGGGCUAGUGUGCAAUUCCAACACCUAGUUCCGCAGCAAUGCGAUCGGCCGCUUCUGAAACGUCCUUAAUAUAUGGCAGAGAAUGUCAUACCCUUGAUGAGGCUGCCGUUUGGCUCCUCUAGGGAACUAACAGGUAGGCAACGGCUUAUAAAUGCCUUUGGAUAGCUAUCCUGCAUAAACAGGUCGCGGAGAUAGUGAGCUUCACGUGUUCUGUCCUCCGACUUGCUGUAAUGAGUUUGGAUCCGUUUGAAGAGCGUCUUCAGUUUGUGCAAAAUGGCUGUCCGAGGGCAUUCAUAAAUUGCUGCCUACGCGGUCGCCACCAGAGUACUUGAAAACCGACACCACCGCCGAUAUGACAUUCUCUGCCAUACAUCAAGGACGUUUCAGAAGCGACCGAGCGCAUUGCCGCGGAGCUAAGUGUUGGAAUUGCACACCGCCUUAAAGCCACCAUGCGCAAUAGGGUCAUGAAAAUUAAAGACCGGUUUAAUCCUGGAGAGCAAUCUGGCGUGGUAUAUCGUAUUCCGUGUCAAAAUUGUCUUUGUAACGACACAGGGCAGACUGGGCGCAUGCUCGGAUCACGCAUACACGAACAUAAGCUGGCUGUGCGACGAGGCGACGCAUUAUCACAAGUGGCCGCCCACCCCCACGAAAUGGGUCACGAAUUUAACUUCACAGCCGCCACGCCGUCCACGCCGGAAACAAAACAGGCCGAGAAUUUAUUAAAGCCUGAGCCUCGGAUGAGAAUUCGGUCAAUCGGUUUAUCGAUCCGGCACCGGCGUACAGAGCCCUGCGAAGUCACCUCCAGUCUUGCGCCGUCGGUCGAUGAUUGACCUACAUGGCCUAUAACUGUCGCUUGUUCGGUUGCCGCUACUACCUUUGACUAUGGACUCCUGCACGAGUCUGAAAGCUCAGGACAAUAAAUGAAGUGUUCCGGUGCUCGACCCUUCUUCUUCGCUUAGACUUAUAUCAGACAAGGUAAACGAGGAAACAACCUUUCCCAACCGUAUAAGAGUCUCCAUUGUUGCUAAGUACAAACAUUUUGUCCAAUUUGGGUAUGAUCCUGGUUCCCCAGAACGGGUUCCGCUGCAGAUGCUUGGGCUAGACUGGGUGACGGCACGCAAUUACUAGGCUGUGCUGAGUCCACGCGAGCCUAUAACUACCGCCAUACGUAGUAGUGGCGGCACUGCGUCCGAUUCCAUCACCACCUAGUUGACAAGCUCAGGCCGUUGAUGUGUGAAUGGAAGAAGCACGAGGAAGUGAGGUCAGCACUGUGGAAGGCAUCAGUGCAUUCCUCACUGCAACAAACCUGAGGGCCUUGAAUCUGUUAUAAUGUCUUGCGAAUGACGAAAAGCCCGAUCUCUCUCAUGACUGAGAGUCCGGCCCCAAUGACUCCUUCUCAGUGUGGCCUUGGUGACACCCGCGCAUAUUACAGUGCGUGACCGAUCUCAUGAAAUGUUGGCCGAAAUUGUAAAAUGUGUUUUCUAUUGGAAAGGAUUACUUAGGUGGGGUUGUAAUAUUGAUUAGCGUGCAGCGUAAUCCUAUCGCAUUCUGGAUUCACCAGGAUGUCGGCUUUGGGUGCACCCCUUUUUGACCGCAUGCAGAAACUGAGCUCUGUAAUAAAUGACUACUUAGGUCGUAUGCAUUUUUUGUAUUGAUUUUCGAUGGUCUUAUAAAUUCAAAUAUAUUUUAUAGAAAACGUGCACAAAACUAGGCCUUCUUUUACUCGUUCGGUAGAAAAUCACAUUGUCUUUAUAUUUUGUAACAGGAGAAAUUGUAUAUUUAGGCCGUCAAAAAGUUUUCCAAAUCCCGAAUAAUUUUGAGCCAGAUCUGCCAUUGCAUUAGCGUUUAGGGACAUCAGUUUACAAGGUGCAUGUUUUCCGCGUAAGGGAAGUCAUAUAUUCCUAUAUGCAUUAAAAAAGAUAUCAUAUAGAGUUCAUAAGACUUUACAAUGCGUCCGGAAUGUGUUGUAAACCGGUGCACCGGUAAACAGGCAUGUGCGGUCCUGCACGCAAGGACAUCGCGCGGGCUUAAAAAUCCCAUAAUUAGAAACUUUUUGAAGACCUAAAUAUACACUUUUUUCUGUUAAAAGUAUAAAGGCAAUGUGAUUUUCUACCGAACGAGUAAAAGAAGGCAUAUUUUGUGCACGUUUUCUAUAAAACAUAUUUCAAUUUAUAAGACCAUCGGAAAUCAAUACGAAAAAUUCAUUCGACUUAAGUAGUCAUUUCUUACAGACCUCGGUUUCUGCACGCGAUGGAAAAGAGGUGCAUUCAAAAGCCGAAGUAAUAUGAGAUUAUGCUGUAUGGUAAUCAAUAUUACAACCCCACCUAAGUAAUCCUUCCUAAUCGAAAACGCUUUCCACGAUUUCGGCCAACAUUUCACGAGAUUGGUCACUCACUGUAGAUUCGAGCCGAGUCCACGAAGGUGGAGGCCAGGUUGUGUGUAGUACGCGUAGACCGACUGUUUAACUUUUUCAGCAACUGCGCACGCGCCCAUCUCCAAUCGUAUUGGCAUUGCGAAUGGGUGGAGAGUGUGCGGUAGGUGCGACGGAAGUCCGCACAACUACAGUGAGUGACCGAUCUCAUGAAAUGUUGGCUGAAAUUCUGAAAUGUGUUUUCGAUUAAGGAGGAUUGCUUAGGCGCGGCUGCAAAACCGAUUAUCUUGCGGCAUAACCCUAUAAUACUUCGGACUCGGCAGAAUAUCAGCUUUUGAAUACACUGUUUUUGAAAAUCUUAUAGGAACGACUACUGAAGUAGCGUGCACUUUUCCCAUUGAUUUUCGAGGGGCUUGCGUAUUAAAAAAUAUUUUAUAGAAACUAUGAACAAAAAUAUGCUUUCUUUCAGUCGUUUGGUAGAGAAUCAUGUCAUCUUUACCUUUGAUACUCAAAGAAGGGGUAUAAUUAGGUUUUAGAAGGGUUUUCUAAUUCCCGAAUAAUUUGGAGCCUGAUCAAUCAUUGCAUUACCGCUCAGUGAUUUCAGUCUACAGGGUGCAUGCGUUUUGCGCAAAGAAAAUCAUAUAUACGUCUAUGCCUUUAAUGAAAUAUCAUAUAAAGUCCAUAAGAUUUUGCAAUGAUUAAGGAAUAUGUUGUACAUUUCGAGAGGAGCAAUGGUAAACGUUCAGGUACGACGCUGCAUGAGUGGACAUUGCACGACCUAAAAAUGCAUAUUUAGAAACUUUUUAAAGACCUGAUUAUACUUCUUCGAGUAUAAAAUAUAAAGACGACGCGUUUCUCUAUCAAACGACUGAAAGAAAGCAUAUUGCUGUUCGCGAUAUAUUUAAAUUUGCAAGACUAUUGAAAAUCAAUGUGAAAAAUGUAUGUCAAAUAAGUAGUCGAUUUUUCCCAAGUAUGUUUCCUACAGAAGAUUGAUAAGCAGACCAUUCAAAAGCUGGCAUCCUUCCGAGUCCGAAGUAUUAUAGGGUUAGGCCGCACGAUAAUCGGUUUUGCAGUCGCGCCUAAGUAAUCCUUCCUAAUUAAAACACGUUUCAGAAUUUUAGCCAACAUUUCAUGACAUCGGUCACUCACUGUACGCACUGAUUCCCACUGAUGGUGCGUCCACUUCGUGUCACACACGGUGAACAUCGUCAUCGGCUAUAACGCAAGGGUGCGUCGCAUGGCCACAUGUUAAGUGUGCAUCCCUCAUUGUCUGAUUUACAGUGCGUGACCGAUCUCAUAAAAUGUUGACCGAAAUUCUGAAAUGCCUUUUCGAUCAGGAAGGAUUACUUAGGUAGAUUUGCAAUACUGAUUAUCUUGCGGCAUAAUCUCAUAACAAAUUAGACUCAGCAGGAUGUCUACUUUUGAAUGCCCUUCUUUUUCACCUCCUGUAGAAGCCGUACUCGGUAAAGAGUGACUGCUUAUAUAGAGUACAUUUUUCCCAUUGAUUUUCGAUGGUCAUAAAAUCUUAAUCUAUUUUAUAGAAACCCCGAACAAAAAUAUACUCUCCUUCAGUCGUUUGAUAGGGAAUCACGUCAUCUUUAUAUUUUAUACUCGAAGAAGGAAUAUAAUUAGGUUCUAAACAAGUUUUCUAAUUUCCGAAUACUUUGGAGCCUGAUCCGUCGUUGCAUCAGCGCUUAGUGAUUUCAGUGUACAAGAUGCAUGCGUUCGGUGUAAGGAAAAUCACAUAGUUACUACCUAGUACGUUUUCUUUGAAACAACAAAAGGUUCAGUCUGACAAUGUCAACUUGUCUAAAACCACCUUCCCACGUCCGAACGUGUGGAGUAAGAACAAUGGGAGAGUGCAUUGCGGAUAAGGCUAAGAUGCAACGGUAGUGUGAGGGACCCCACUUAAUUGUCGGGGAACUGUGAAUCGUGUCAAAUGGAUUUUAUCUUGACAUCCAUUUGACAUUAAACUGCCAACAACAAUCACUUCUCAUGACUUCAAACCACUACCCAUACCCCACUUUUUUGCAUUAGAUCUUGUUUGUUUUUUGAUUCACGCGCUCACUUCCGUUGCCACACGAAAGCGCACGGCAGAAAUCCAAACAAUUUCCGUGUUUUUUUGCAUUUCGUCAGCUUAUUGUCUGGCGUGCCGCCACACCAGUAAAACCCCCCAUUACCACUAUUUGCGUAUGACACGAUCCACAGUCUACCAACAGUUAUGUGGGAUUCUUGAGUCUACCGUUGCCGGACAAGCUUUGUUUAAACUUUACAACCGCUAAUUAUUUAAAUAUUGGUAUCGCUAUUCCCAUGCCGCCAAUGCUGUCUUUGAUGUACAUUUUCUGUGCCGUUUGGCAAACAGAAAAGAGCCCCAUAACCAGCUCCAAGUAAAGUUAGGCAUGGUUAAAAGUUGCCGUGGACAGUGGCAAGUGCUUAAAGGGUGUAAGAACAUACGUGGAUUUUGCGUUCUGGUCGUAAAGUGUCCCCUAGGUAAGUUUUACCGAAAGUAUGUUCCUUUGGUCUCAGUUUUGUCCCGAAUGAAAUUUGGUCAGAGUCAAGGCACAUUGAUGUCCCUCGAUCGUGGGUGGUCGCGUUCCAGAAGCCCACUAAAACGUUGGCGGAUUAAGAACUAUACAUUUCAUAGCUAAUUUACGUAUUCUAAGUCAUUAUCAACCUCCUACCUUUCUAUAAAUAUUUAUUGCACAAAUAUGCAGCAUAAACCAUUUAAAUUUGUUCAAUAUAUGUACAGUGCGUGGCCGAUCUGAUGAAGUCUUGGCCGAAAUUCUAAAAUGUGUUUUCGAUUAGGGAAGAUUACUUAAGUGGGGUUGUAAUGCUGCUUAAGUAACAAAAUCCCAUAGUAUUUCGGGCUCGCCAGGAUGUCGGUUUUUGGAUGCAGUUCUUUUCAAUCUCAUAUAGAAGUUAACCCGGUGAAAAAUGACUGCAUAAGUAGCAUGUAUUUUUCGCAUUGAUUUUCGAUGGCCUUGCAAAUUCAAAUAUUUGUUAUAUUUAAAACCUAAAUAUACGCUUCCUCCGGGUAUAAAAUAUAAACACAGUGUUAUUUUCUGCCAAACAAGUAGGAGAAAGCAUAUGUUUGUGUGUGUUUUCCAUCAAAAUAUUUGAAUUUACAGGACUAUUGAAAAUCAAUGUUAAAAAUACCUCCUACUUUUGUGUCAUUUUUUACCGAGUGCGGCCUCUAUAGGAUGUCGACAAGAAGUGCAUUCAAAAGCCGACAUCCUGGCGAGUCCUAAAUAUUAUAGGAUUUUGUCGCUUGAUAAGUAACAUUACAACUUCACCCAAGUAAUCCUUCCUAAUCUAGAACGCAUUUCAGAAUUUCGGCCAUUUCAUCAGAUCGGUCACGCGCUGUAUGUGGACACACGUCGUUCUCAGAAAUCCGGGAACUAGCGAAAAAUCCGCGACAUAUAUUUAGAUACGUUUGCACAUAUAGCCCGUGAUUAAGUGUUUCGCGACAAUUUAUGCGCAGCAUAGCGAGAGAUUGCCAUGCACCGAAAAUAUACUGAUGCCAAGACACAUUACCCACAAAUUUGAAGUUUUCGUUGAUGGUAUUGCUACCAAUUCAUGCGAUAAACAGUCGUUUGACUUAACAUACAGAAUACUUGUUCAAUCGACGUUUUUCGCGGGCGACAAACGCAGCUGCCAAACUUGAAUUUAAUUCAUUUCCACCACAACCAUUUCAAGGUCAUUCAUCGAAGCAGUGUUUUGGUGUUAUUUCCUUUUUAUGUUUUUCUUAGUCUUAUCAGAUUCCCUUUGCCUGAUCGAUUUUUGAAACCCAUCUGUCAAAGAUAUGAGCGUAUAUGUCAGAUGACCGUGAAAUAGGUUGGGAGGAAUAAAGUAAAACACUAGUUUCCAGAUUUUCAGUUCAAGCUCGGAGCAAAAACAUUGAUUGUUAAACUAUGUAGCAUAAGGUGCUAUGCACCAAAACGCUGUUAAAGAUCUUCAUAGCUAAGGCAGGAGUCAUUUGAGUAUGUAACAAGCUGAUGGAACAAGACCCACCUUAUAGGGUAGGGGGUUGAAAGCACAUCCGCGUCAAAAGUGUGCGGUUUUGUCGCUAAAUCAAACCUUUUGGCAAACAAAAGGUAUUUUGUCAGACACAUUAGUAUAGAAGGCAGUGCAAAAUGUAGCGUAAAAGACGGCAUAAAAAUUAACGGCACACAAAGAGCAGUGUAUGAGGAUUCGUCUUAGCUUUUUUACCUCGGUCUCCUAACAGGUCAAAGACGUACUCACGAUCCGUUCGAGACACGCUAGUGCUAUGAUAGGCGCACAGUGCGUGAACGAUAUCAUGAAAUUUUGGCCGAAAAUCUGGAAUGCGUUUUCGAUUAAGAAGGAUUUUUAUAUGCGGUUAUAAGAGUGAUUAUCAUGCGGCAUAAUACUAUAGUAUUUCGGACUUGCUAGGAUGUCGAUGGUCUUAUAAAUAGAAAUAUAUUUUAUAGAAAAUAUGCAUAAAUGUAUGCUUUCGUUCACUCUUUUAAUGGACGAUCAUGCCAUCUUCAUAGUUUAUACUCGAAGAAGGAGCAUAAUUAGGUUCUGGAAAGUUUCUGAUUAUGGGAUUUUUCACGACCGUUCAAUGUUCGUUCAUACAGCAUCGUACCUGCCUGUUUACCACUGCUUCUCGUGAGAUGUACAACGUAGUCUGCAUCAAUUGCAAAAUUCCAUGAACUCUUUAGGAUAUAUUUUUAAAGACAUAGAGGAAUAUAUGAUUUUCCUUAGGCAGAAAGCAUACAUCUUUUAGACUGAAAUCGCUGAGCACUAAUGCUGCGGCUGACCAGGCUCAAGAUUAUUCGGGAAUUGAGAAACGUUUUUCAAAACCUACUUAUACUCCUUCUUUGAGUAUAAAAUAGGAAGAUGGCAUGAAACUCUAUCAAAAGAGUGAAAGAAAGCAUACUUUUGUGCAUGUUUUCUAAAAACUGUAUUUCAGAUUAGUAGACCAUAUAAAAUAAAUGUGAAAAAUGCAUGUUACUUAAGUAGUCAUUUUUUUACCGGGUGCGGUUUUUACAUGAGGUCAAAAAGAAGUCAUUUAAAAGCCGACAUCCUAACAAGUCCGAAACACUAUAGGAGUAUGCGACAUAAUAAUCAAUCUUACAAUCCGCACCCAAAUAAUCCCUCAGAAUCGAAAACGUAUUUCAGAAUUACGGCCAACAUCUCAUGAGCUCGGUUAUUCAUUGUAUUUCGGCUCGAACGCAGCAGCCUAGCUGAAGGCGGCACAUGUGUCGCUGUGGCAAAACAUUAAUCGGCAAAGGUCCCAACGACUGGGAAAUUUGAUCAGCAGCUGAAGAAGAAGAAGAAGAAAAAGAGUAAGACCGGCAGCAGAAAACAGCGUGAUUAAGAUGAGGACGCAGUAACUGACACGAGUCACUGAUAUGGUUUCGGUGCUUGCAUAAAAAAGAAAAAAGCUCAACUUAUCGUUCUUGGAAAUGAGAACUUUCGACUAUGCAAACGACUCUCCAAAUAGUACGACGAUCCGUAUGAGGACAAUCUCCAAAUUAUGUGGAAAAUUAUAGACCGUCCUGAUAUAUAUCAGUUAAUUCCUUUAGUUAAUUAAUCCGGACAAUCCAUAAAAUAGUCAAGAACAGAGAAAGCAUCUGUGAAUGUCGGGAGUGUUGAGCAGGUAAAGUUUCCAAUUAAGGGACAUUAUUUUGGUUCGACAAAUACAAAUUUGCAGUCAAAGGGCAAGCCUUAAUCACUCAUUCCUGCGCCUUAUACAAAGACCCGUUUAAGGCUGAUUUAAAGUCCAAGUGUUGUGUAUAGGAUAUUGUUCUGCACAGGAUGGUUUAGGUACUACCUAACAGUCCUCCCUUCCACGCUUUUGAAGAUAUCACCCAUGGUCGUGUCUGACAGCACUCACGACCUCGUCCUGGGCCUCAAUACCUUGCGGGAGCAUCAGUGCUGUGUGGAUCUUGCGAACAAUCAGCUCGUCAUUGGGAAUUCAACAAGAGUGGAUUUUAUGGGCACACCUGAGCCACCGCCCGUGAAACCGAAGCCCUACCGCGCAAAUCCUCUGCCAGACUUCUCUGUGAGUGUCAUUUUGGUGCCAAUUCUGUACUUGCGUUAGUUUGUCAAAAAAGAAACCCAGAAUGUUUUUAACUCCUCCUGCUGUGUCUAGCAACGCUUCUCAGAUUAUGGCAGGAACCUGUGCAUAUUUUCUUUUCUAUCUAAGCCACAAGAGUGCAAAUAAUGCUUCGAUUUUGCAUAAUUUACGUCUGGAUUAAACGCCAUCACCAUCAUCGUCAUCAUCAUUUAUUCACAGAAGAAGGCCAUUCCUCGUCCCCGGAUCCAACCAGCCACUGCCGUCGCAGCUGAUGAGGCGUCUUGCGACUCCAACCGGCUGCGCCAGCCGCAAUACCCCAACUAUAUCGUAAACAUUAAAUUUACUACUUUUAUUGCUGACUUAGCUGGGAGGGGGUGCAGGAUCUUAAACUAUCGGCUUUUCAGCCGUAGGUGUUGAGUUCGAUCUUGAGGGCAUCGGGGCGUUAAAAAGUUUUCUUCAAUACGAGGAUUUUCAAAGUUUUUUCACCUCUUUGGUGUUAUUUUGCCUGCGUUACCAAUUACCGGAGCAUGGUUUAGCGACUGGUCUUAGAAUUUCAUUCGGGACGUUUACUAGUUCUUCUGCUCCCAAUCAAAGCCACUAGGGAAAAUUACCGGCUCACAUUCCACUGAAACCCAAAAAGCAGAUCUUUCCCUAAUCUUUUAACACUGCCACCAGACUUUGCUCUGCUUUUAGGUGUUUCUAACCUCGCUUAGUAUGAAGUAGUGUCUCCACCUGACUGCUGGGUCGUACGGAAAAGUCAAAAAAGACAUGCAGUAUUUAUUCGUCAAAUUAAUUAGCUUAGAGUAGCCUCAUGUCAUUUUUCAAUUUCAUAGCCUAUCUUUCGCCCUCAGUCCAAUUUCUGCGGAUGAGUCUCACAUUGUUCUCGGUAGCUGACCAAAAUAGUCGUCUUAUUCUAAUCUGGGGAUGGGGUAUAACAGAUUAACUACAGAAAAUGUGUCCGAACUAACCAUCUCAGUCGAUCUUGUUCCCAUCAAUAUUGCCACUCAAUCAGUUAUCUGCUCAUCAAUAUCUUCUCAGUCGUAUUUAUGCUCGAACAUAAAUUAUCUGAACAGUUGUGCCGGGACUUUAUUGUAGCUUCUUCGUGUAUUUUGAGUGGCAUUCGUUUAUCUGGCGAAGGCAUGGCAAAUAGCAAAUUGCUUACAAAGUUAACGCGUCAUGUGUCCGGGCGAAUGUAGGCAGGCGAUAAAGUAUCGCAUGAAACCUACUCAAAGUACAAAUAUACUUGACCUGUGCACGUUUUCUCGACUGCCAACGUUACGUGUAUCAUAACUAAUUCUGCCGUGCUGGGCUCAAACCCUCAUAAAAAAGUGAAUUUUAAAUCAACAGUUGGGAAGAGAAAGGCGCCUCGGCGUGGAACUGUUCCGGUUUCCACUCCAUCCUGUUUUUGAUUUUUGAAAUUGUCACAGGAUGUCUUGAUAAAUAUCUGAAGCCGAACAGUAUGGAGAAGGACCCGAUUUAACUGACGGCGUUUGUGGAUCGUGUCAUAUGUGAUUGGCGAUAAGGGGAGUUUUACGGGUGUGGUAGCGCACUAGACGAAAUAUAGGAAACCACAGAAACUGUUUGGAUUUCUCCUGAAAGACUCAUCGUACGCUUUCGUACUACAACGGAAAUGAGCACGAUAAUUAAAAAUAAACAGGAAGGAAAUUUUUAAAAAUAAUGGAGUUUAAGUGAUGGUUUGAAGUCAUGGGAAGUGAUUGUUACUGGCAGUGUAAUUUCUACAAAGGCCGGCGAAUGGAUGCCGAGAUAAAAGCCCCUAUGACGUGAUCUGCCGUCAGUUAAGUGAGGUCCUUCUCCAUACCAUUAUCCCGAACUCAUUGGCGUUGAAAUGAAGACAUUUAACUUCUGGCCGGCUUCUGAUUCUAUUGGGUAGAAACUGGCCUUCAGAGGUCAAAGCACUCAGUCUUGUGCAUCCUUUUUCUAGAAAACUCGGGAGUUUACAGUUCAGAAAAGGCUUUACACAAAACGAACUUCUUAAAUAAGGCUUAACUCUAAAGACUUCUCAAUCGAAGGUCUCGAAAGUCGUUUUAUUAGCUAGAUUUGUAAGAGAAAUGCAGGAAAAUUGUGUUUGGUCGCUUUUGCCGUUGAGAGGAUUACUAAAUACAGUUUGAGUACCUGAGGCUGUAGAGUCGUCGUAGGGAUUUUAGUAAAUAAAUUCUCUUCGAGAAAUCGUUUUCGGAACUCCCUGCGUUAACGCGGAAUGCCAGCUCUUCAUCGCCGUUUUUGGACAUUUCCUUACGAAGUCCGGCACCAGCAUCUUUCAAUCCCACAAUUUCAAGUAAAUGUGACUAUACAUAACUUCUGUUAUGGUAAUAGUCUGAGCGCAAUUAUUAAACACAGCAGACAACAAUCUUAUCAUUUUUGCAAUUUAACAAGUACCUUUUGCUAUGAAAGUGCAGCGGCCAACUUCAAGGCUUCCAAAAUGGAUGACAUCAGCAAGGCUAACUCUGCAAUAUCUCUUCCUGAUGUAAUGAAAUUCAUCUGAUGAGAUAACGCAUAAUGGUCGCAGGCAGGCUUUCUCACAAUUCUUAGGACCUGUUGGUUAGAAGUCCCAAUCGCAACCAACAGGAAAUCGGGCCCUUGACUUAGUGGUUAGGAGCGUUGGACUUUUCACACAUCGGGGUUGGGUAUGGCUGGCUGACGACGACCAGCAAGCCAGAAAUGGCCAUUUCGGACCCCCUGCCUUUGUUGGUAAUGUUACUCCGCUUUCACAUGUAUAUAUCAAGAGGUGUUGUCAUCGGUCCAAGGUAAGAAAAAGAAAAUAUCGCAAAUUACAAACAUGAUCCAUCUUUGUGUCUCCAUGAAUUCCUUCAAUGUUGCUUGCCAGAGAAAUAAAGAUCUUAGUUCGACAUUCAGGCAGCUAGUUGGGUAAAAAUUAUAUAGAACAUAGUCACAACUAAAACCUCUUGUCAAUAACCUUAAAAAGAUAAAAAAAUAAGUUGCAUGUGGUUAUGUAACCCCACCUGGAGUAAGCAAACCCCAGUCCCUUCUUCUACGGGACCGGUUGUGAUAGGGCUUUUUACCGGUGGAGGCGAGGAAUGCACAGGCGGCGAGGUCAGGUAGCUACAUGCAAGAGGAAAGCUAUUGGGAAUGCGCUGUUGUACUUUGCACGGUUUAAAUAAAGUUGCAGUAACCUCUAACCCUAAAUUCUAGCUACAACCCCUAAUCCUAAACCCUCACCCCUAAAAAUAACAUUAAUCCUAAACUCUAACUCCAACCCUUAACCCCAACCCCAACAAUAUGGUGUCCAUCAGGUGGGGCUACCAAACCACAUCUUACCACAAGAUAUUCUGAAUAGAACUUAUUCGCCGAAACGAAUGCUUAUGUAUUCUGGAAGCACCUAGAUGCUUGUGUAGCCUUGGUUAUUUAUUUGACGGUUAUAUCUGAUUACCGGCAAGUCUAAGCAUUGCCCCGUCUCGAACGAUUUCCCAUUCCAUAUAGGAUUGUGUCGCUUCACUACAUGAUCACGGAUUAACGAUCGAGGCUGUUCAGUCACUGAAAGCUAGUUUUGCGCUGCGACCAGGCAAGCCAAUAUCCAACGCGGAAACUUAGUCGACUCUUGCAGGUCUCAAGUUUUCGCUUGGUCAUUUCAGACUAAACGGGAAAAUAUCAUGCGUUACUGGCUUUCAGCUGAGCGUGGCCUACCAAUCAGUAUUCAUCUACUUCAGGCCGCUUGUUGGCUGGAUGUGAAUAUUAUACUGUUAGUCCACUGAUCCUAUCGGAUUCCAGCAAAACUUUCCGACCGAACCCGACAGGGUCCCUGUGGAGGAAUGUGCCCCACGCAAAUGCAUUUAUUUGUCGCAGACGAGAAUAUGGACGCUCUUGUAUUAUGCUCGUUCCAGCCCUUAAUUACAGGGGGUUCUGUUCGGCGUUAGGACUAGUUUUAGGCUUAGGAUCAGAGUUAGGAGCGUCGGGUUACGUCUAGAAGGGUUAUAAUGGGAGUGAACUUUAGGGUUAAGGAAGGAUUUGAGCGAAGGUCGCAGUUAGAAGGGUUAAGAUUAAGGUCAGUAUUUGUGUGGUGAGGUUUAUGAGUGCUGAUAUUUGUGUUAGGAUUAGGGUUAAAGUGUGGGCAUCGGAAUAGGUAGUCUCCUGGAAUAUAGCGCGAGGGGGUCCUGUUAUGAUCCGGUCUGAUACUUUAAAUCACAUGAAUUGUAUGCGCACUUGGCUCUUGCCCCAACACCAACGCGGCAGAGAAGAAUAACACGACUAGCCGCGAAAAGUGUAUUAGGAAGCUGCAAGUCAUGUCUAAGUGGAAAGUAAUGCAUAUUAAUAACAUCCUACUGUGGUUCGUCUGAAUCCGGCCCAAUGCACUUCGAGUAGUAAAUUAUAGACGGGCUGAUCAAUAAUUCGGAUGAACGGAUCGACCAGGCUCGAAGGGAGAAGCCAAUGGCGAGGCGCCAGGAUCAUGCUGACAGCGCGCUCGAGAAAACGCACGUGGCCUCCAGUGAUUGGCUGACUCUUGUUUUGGGAGUGUAAACACCCCCCAUCAGGUCCGUACUCCUGUAUCCGACCCAUCAGUUUCUAGGGAAACUAAAAAGCUUGGAGAUAGCUGAGCCUCCAGAUGUCAUUUGCAUCAAAUUUGCCGCUUGCAGUCAAUCGCACGUCAACUUCAGGCUGCGGAGACCUGAGGCCUAAGAGUGUUUAUCUCUGACACCUGUGUACGAAUCCGCCGUCAGGUGACAGUGACAGUUGUUAUGUCACUGUAUGCCUAUCAAAAUUGGCAGACACCUCAUUCAUCUCAGAUAUCUGCAGAUGGUGCAACAAUGGCUUACGUGUCGCAAUUUCCUCCCAUGUGCGCGGUUAUUGAGCAGGCUAGCUCAUCGACACCGGUACCGGAAACAGUGACCCAUCCGCGAACUCCACGCGGGACUAACUACUUUGCCUAGACAAAGUCUCAGAACAGAAUACAGAGGGCAAAUGUAACUCCACUCCUUAGAUGACUGAGCCAAGCAGCUCGCGGCUCACGAAGUUGUCAACUCUUAGGAGAUCCUAUUGCAUUAUAAUCGGUCUACGUAGUUAGGGCAGCUGUACGUACGUGGUACCUGAGGCUGGCGGCUUAAAGUUCGGGCAACCCUAGAACCUGCAUUCAUCUCCAAGCAACUUUAUCUUGCCGUGUCAUUGUAGCACAUCUAAAGUGGAUCUUACCAAGAGACAGCAAUUUUUCAAAUAAUAUGCAAAAAAAGAACAUCGGUUUCGAAAUUAAACUCACUUUGGAAUUACGAGAGCCAAAAGGGUGAAACACACGUUCGCACAGUUGAGACCUUUAGCUGCAAGCAGGUUCGGACUCUGAUGCCCCUAAAGUAGUUCAUUUUUAGUCCCUUGAGAAUUUAAGGUUGCCUUCGAAUCUUUUAGUCAAAAUGUCUCACCUAUUUUUUCAGCCGUUUACUGCUCAACAGGAAGAAAAGAUCCGUGAGAUUCUGCGUCAAGAGCUGCCCAGGCACUGUCCGAGUCCGAUGCCAGUUCGGCAUUACUCAGCGGUGUCACGACCUAACGGACACUUCUACUAG
This is a messenger RNA of Spirometra erinaceieuropaei, 20904 nucleotides long. The record is from the annotation of a GenBank genome assembly. NCBI's taxonomy places the organism in Eukaryota, Metazoa, Platyhelminthes, Cestoda, Diphyllobothriidea, Diphyllobothriidae.